Molecule: messenger RNA, 1410 nt
Organism: Thermochaetoides thermophila DSM 1495
Lineage: Eukaryota; Fungi; Ascomycota; Sordariomycetes; Sordariales; Chaetomiaceae
Exons: 3
Coding region: 1-1410 (469 amino acids)
Source: RefSeq, a predicted model, not a curated record
AUGCUACUCCUUCAACAAACCCAUCGAAUAUCGCUUCCCUUACUCCUACAAAUUCUCUUCUUCGCCGAAACAGCGUACUCCCACCACAACUUCUCAGCAACCCCCGAUGUCUGCGGCUUGUCCCUUCAUAAAUCCGACUAUCCUUUCCCCUUCAAGCUCUCAUUCGACUCCGCCCAUGUGGAAUGGUCCAUCCCCCAUCUUUACCCGCGACUACCCUUCUUUGGAGGAGGGGAGAUGGCCUCAGCUCGGGAGCAACACACGCUCAUACCCGAUGAGGACGCUGACGAAGAGAAUGGGACAGCGCCAUUAGCGGGGAUAGCACAGGAGUUGGUCAUGUGCUGUGGGGAUAACUGUCUUCAAGGAAGACUCAGUGCCGGUGUCUGGACAUGGUGGAGUGACGAGAGGAGGAGGGCGAAGUCAGAGCUGGUGGUAUGGUGGGCGCCUUGGCAUGAGCCGGUUAGGAUUGAGAUGCCUAUUAGUGCACCGGACAUUGUCUGGAUAGAGAUUAUCCGUCUUUCACGCAAGAAAGCUCAAGUGAUAUUUAAAAAGUACAUAAACCCCUACACCAACUUAACCAUCAAACUCCUCCUCGACAUCGCAACUGGCACUCGCCAAACAAACAUCACCGGCACUAUGCUCAUCAACAAUGGCUUGCGUGCUACACUGUUCUAUCCCUCCCCUCAUCAAACCGCAGCCCCCUCCCCCUCCAUUCUCGCUCAUUUUCCCCCGACAUCCCUCUUUAACAACCAAGCCACUUCCAACACCUCUAAUGAGGCUCAACAAGCAGGCGAUAACUCCUCCCGCCACAGCGCCCUUCCCCACACCUCCUCCUCCUCUCCCCCCUUUCCAUCGCCCAUGCCGGGAGAAAUCCCCGGAGGCCAAAUAUGCACCGACUCCAUCCACUGGCUCCUCACCGACCUGACAACCUACUUCCCCCGCUCUCUGCAACACCCGAACUCCACAUUCCCCGGAUUUACCCCAGUAUCGAUCACCAGCCACGGCGCAGGGUUUUGGCUUGACAUCUCUGAUGGUGAUGUCAACCCCGACGAUGACAACGAUUCGGACCUGGGGGAAGAUACUUCCUCUGAAUCCGUGUCUAACCCCCAGUUUCCUGGGCAUGAACACUCCGAUGAUGAGGAGAAUGACGACCAUCUUCAAGAGUCGGAGAAGAAGACAAACAAGGGUCCAAUCUGGCCACCGGUGAGGCUGUGGCAUAUUCAGAGGGAGAUACCGUACCGCGGGACGGUAGAGCUUUGUCGGGCAAAAGCAGUUGGGCGGGAAGAGGGGUAUGAAGAGGAUCCGAGGGAGGAAGGGGGGUUCGGUAGAGAGUGGGUCCUGGAAGGAGGGCAUCCCUGGGUUUGGAAGAAGAAUGUCCCGUCACGUGUUCAGAAUUUCUCUGUGGUUCUGUAG